AUGGCCAAUGGGUACCAGCUAUGGGCACCCUGGUCCCCACUGGAUGAGUCCCUGCAGUGGCUGCGGGGGGCCGUGCCCAGGCCCAGCAGCACGAAGCACCCUUUCCGGGCCGGACAGAGGCCCGCCACAGCCACUGACCUGGAGGUGCAGCUUUGCUUCCAGGGGCUCAGCCUGGUGCUGGAUCCCGGCGUGAAGACUGUCACCAGGCAGCCACAAGUCCCUGGAGUGUCCCGAGAGACCAGGGGGUGUGGCGGGGCCGUGCACAAGCCCCAGGCCAUCAGGCUGACCGGGCUCGACUCAGUCUUCGGGCACCUGGUGACGGCACAGCCCCCGCACUGGACCGGCACCCUGCGGGUGUCAGAGCGCUCAGCAUUCUGCCAAGUCAUAAGCCCCCAGGGGUGCAGGCCGAACGGGCUCCGGGAACCCCAAGUGCGCACAGCCAUGGCCAUGUGCCGCCAGAUGCUACGGGCCAUCCUGAUGCUUUAUGCCGCCUACAAGAAGUGCGCCUUUGCCCUGCAACAUUCCCGCUGA
Varanus komodoensis (Komodo dragon) is the source of this 531-nucleotide messenger RNA. Its product is annotated as FANCD2 opposite strand protein-like. The record is from RefSeq and is a predicted model, not a curated record. The transcript has a single exon. The coding region runs from base 1 to 531 and encodes 176 amino acids. Lineage: Eukaryota; Metazoa; Chordata; Lepidosauria; Squamata; Varanidae.